Gamsiella multidivaricata is the source of this 3616-nucleotide messenger RNA. RefSeq lists its product as uncharacterized. NCBI's taxonomy places the organism in Eukaryota, Fungi, Mortierellomycota, Mortierellomycetes, Mortierellales, Mortierellaceae. Bases 344 to 3538 code for a protein of 1064 amino acids. Gene Ontology annotation, cellular component: cytoplasm. The record is from RefSeq and is a predicted model, not a curated record. The transcript is spliced from 4 exons.
UUCUUCAACGGCUCCGACUGAGUGUGUAACCCGCGCUCUAUGCCUGCUGACUUCGCCCUGGAACCCCCUUUUUUUCAAUGUUACUUCACUUGCGCGAAGCGAUAAAAAUAAUAUAUGGAUAACAUCAUCACAUAAUCCUCUUCCCCCCUUACAUCUUCGAUUCUUCUUCCUCUUUCCUCUUUUCCUCUUUCUCACACAUCACUCUCACUUUCACACUCUGCACUUUACAUAUCCUUUACAGCUGCAGCUGAUACCUUCAUUCCCGCCUUCGCCAACGACAAACCUACCUUAACUCGACUCAAGCACACCAAUCAAAUACGUACAGAACAAUUAGUAAGAGAACAUGAGCGAGUUCAAUACCGACAGCGACAGCACCGUCAUUAGCAUCAGUGCGGCCAGUGCCGUUCAGGAUACCGCCGACCAUGGCGCCAGUACAAGGACCGGCAACGGUACCAUUGACACCAAAACCAGGAGCACAGCGGAUUCAUCCGCUCCACCCGCAGCAGCAAUUGCUUCUUCUUCCACUCCUCCUCCUUCCGCUCCAUCCGCAGUAGCAAUUGCUUCAUCUACUCCUCUUCCUUCCGCUCUAUCCAUCUCCUCUGCGACCGCAGAUACCACCAACACCAACACCACUGCAACCACAGCUUCAGAGACAGCUGAACGUGGUGACGACUCUAACAAGGCCACGCUCGCCGCUGCUACACUGCCAUCAAAACCUCCGGCUAUCCUUCUACCACCUGUCGAAAUCGAACCAACUGCAUCGAACAAGAAGAACGAUAAGGACGAUAGCAACAAGGAGAACGUCGAUCCUGUCAAGCCAGUACCGAAACUAAGGACGCCCACUGCUAGCGCAUCUAAGAUAACCAAGCCUGCGACUAGCACAGGCGCUGCAACGAAGAAGCCAUUGUCUACAUCUGCGUCUGCGUCCACAGCCAAAGCAGCAGCAGGAUCGACCACACCUGCCAAGACAUCAUCGUGUGGUAGGCUCAAAGAAGCGGCCACACCCAUACCAAGGACAUUCCUCAUUUCAGCCUCCAAGCAACGACCUGUGACCCCAGUCAGUGUAAAAAGCGGCUCGUCCUCGUCUGUUCCUACUACUUCAUCAUCAUCAGCCUCUACUACUCGACCCGCUCUAGCAACUAGCCGGACGGCUUCCGCGACCGCUGUCUCGAGAUCACUGGCCGUUCCGCCUACCACAAUCCGAAGGUCGCCCUCGACACCAUCUCUUCCGAGCGCUAGCACGGGUACCACGCGCACGAUAUCCAGUGCAGGACGAAGAGUCGCCUCGAGCUCUAGUGUAAGCACAGGAUCAUCUCCGCGCACGAGUCCUGCAGUCACGCCUUCGAUCACCAGGACUUUUAGCCAAACAUCCCUCGCGUCGACGGUCUCGAGUAGCCCCGCUAGGCGGCCACCCUUGAGGAGUACCGCUUCUUCGCCCUCGUCGGCUUUACCACUGGCCAGUCGUCCGACUGCGACGAGGACUAAUACCUCUACAUCAACAAGUUCAGUGACUUCGAGUCCUUUGGGAGUCAGUCGUAGGACACCAUCUAGUUCUACGAAUCCGUCACCGAAUUCAAGUUUGCGUCAGCCUUCGACUAGGACGACGACGACGACACGACUGACGGCGGCACAGGCGGUUACGCCGACGAGCAGUAUCCGAAAGACACCGACAUCGACAACGGCGGCCGGUGCUUCGACACGGACUACGACUUCUGGAGGCGUCACUCGACCGAUUACGGAUGCUGUCAAGGUCAAGAUGUUGAGUACACAGCUGAACGGGCUUCAGGAGAAGCAUGACAACACCCUGAAGCUUCUGCAGGAACAAGAAGAACGGAUGAGGCGAGAGCUCGAAGAAUUGACGUUCACGCCUGAACCCCAACGGAAGCCGAUCUCGUCCGAUGUGCAGCAGGUUCUGCAGGAGAUGGAGGAUUUGAGGAAACAAUUCAGUGAUGCACAGAUCCAUCAUGCCAAGGCCCUCGAGGACAUCGCGGCCGAACGCGCACUCGAGAUCUCGAUGCUCAGGGAGACUCAUGAGGCCUUGUUAUCGGCUAUGACGGCGGAGAGGGAUGCUGUUGCUGAAUCCCUGAAGGCGCUGCAAGAGUCGGGCGAGUUGAGCGAACGCGAAAAAGAUGCCAAGGUCAAAGAACUUGAGGCCCAAAUGGAGGCGUCUCUUCAAAGCCAAGCGGAAGCGGUUGCAGUGCACGCAGAGGCGUUGGAAGCCCUUCGUGCUGAUAUCGAAUCUGCCUGGACGAUGAAACACGAUGCCGAGGUCCAGGAGCUGAUCAGGGUACAUGAGGAGCAGAUCACGGCCCUGACAGAGUCUGGGAACUCGAAAGAUUCAGAGAUUCAGGAGCUUAAGGAUUCAUUUGCUCAGCAGAUCAAGGACCUAGAGGAAGUGCAAGAGUCGCGGAUGUUGGAGCUGGUCACGAAGCAUGAGACUGAGGUCCAGGAAUGGGAAAAUAAGCUGACGAGCGACAAGGAGGCCCAUGAGGAGCUGAUUGGGCAAUUGAAGCAAGAGCAUUUGGGGACUAUGGAGAAGAUCACAGCGGAACUGCAGGCGGUUCAGGCAAGUCAGGUAGAAGCAGAGCAGGAGCUGGAACGGGUGAAUGUUGAGACGAAAGGAGAGCUGGAGAGUAUGCGGGCAGAGGUGGAGGAGAUCCGGAAGUUGCUGGCAGCCAAGGAAUCGGAGGUUGAAGAGUUGAAUAAGCGAGUUGACGAAUUGAUGGAAGACCUGGAGAAUGCGUCCAUGAGCGCCAUGCUGAAGAACACGAAGAAGUACAAGGUCAAGACGGUUCAGAUCUAUGGCUCGAGUGUGAGCGGAAACUUGAAGGUGAAGCGGGCACAGCAAUCGAUUAGCGACACGUUGGAACAACUCGAGAUCGAGUACGAGUUCGUGGAUGUAUCAGUCUCGGACGAGGCCAAGCGACACAUGCGUCGGAAGAACGGUGGAGAGACACAGCUGCCACAGAUCUUUGUGGGAACCGAGUACCGCGGUGUGUUUGAUGAUUUCGAGUACGCGAUCGAGACGCAUCAGCUGCCACAGUUCUUGGGAUUCGAUCGAGUACGAGGCUUUGUGCCGCGCCAUAAGGACGAGUUCAUGAAUGGAGCACAGGCACAGGACGGGGAGGAUGCGGAGCAGGGCGCUGGAUCGCCGAACGCGGUUAUGAACGGUGUAGGUAGCCGGUCUUCGUUGUCUGCGGCGAACAGCAAGACGAAUGGCAAGAAUGUCGGAGAAACGAUGUACUUGUUGUCACCGGCUUCGAACAAGUUCCAGAAAUCGCCGUCGUCGCCGUCGUCGCCAUCAUCGAUAUCGAAUGGGUUGUCGCGUAACAGCACGACCACGGGCGCGAAGGCUGGAUUUGUGCAGAAUGCUAGUCAGGUCUGGGACGGAGCGCUCAAGACGGAUAUUACGCAUGCGAAGCAUGAUCUGGGCUUCGGGCAGCGUGCAGUGAUCAUGGAUGACGAUGAGUUGGAUGAGCUGUUCGAGCAGGGCGCGGUUACGGAGGCGGAUCUGGAGGCGAUGUUGCUGAGUGCUUGAAAAGGACCCGAAGGAAGGCUAUGACGGAUGGUGGCAGUCGAGAUAAUGCCAGAUGAAUACUUUCAGGCCAAGGAUGCU